GCCCUCAACAGGCCUCAGAAAAAGAGAGGGGGAAAAGACGGAAGCGGAGAGUCCGCGCAUGCGCCUCCUGCUCCCUCCUCACACACACCAGACCGGGAUGGGGGGCAAAGCGGGUCCGUCGUGGCGCCGGAAGGGAGCCGAGCCGUCCUGCGGAUCCCCACUCCCACCUCGUCAGGCAUGAUGGACAGGUAACAAGAUCUUGUGUUGCUGUGCUGCCAGAGAGUAAGAAUGACAGAGUGCUUUCUGCCUCCAACCAGCAGCCCUAGUGAGCACCGCAGGGUGGAACAUGGCGGGAGCCUUGCACGGACCCCAAGCUCUGAAGAGAUCAGCCCAACCAAAUUCCCCGGCUUAUAUCGAACCGGUGAACCUUCACCCCCUCAUGACAGCCUUCAUGAACCUCCAGACAUAGUGUCUGAUGAUGAGAAAGAGCAUGGGAAGAAAAAAGGAAAAUUUAAGAAGAAGGAGAAAAGAACGGAAGGUUACGCAGCUUUCCAGGAAGACAGCUCUGGAGAUGAAGCUGAAAGUCCGUCCAAGUUAAAGCGCUCCAAGGGGAUUCAUGUUUUCAAGAAACCAAGUUUCUCCAAAAAGAAGGAAAAAGAUUUUAAAAUCAAAGAAAAACCAAAAGAUGAAAAGCAUAAAGAGGACAAGCACAAGGAGGAAAAGCAUAAAGAGAAGAAAUCAAAAGACUUAACAGCAGCAGAUGUUGUCAAACAGUGGAAAGAGAAGAAGAAAAAGAAGAAACCAACUCAGGAGACAGAUGUCCCACCAGUGGAUAUUCCCAGCUAUCGACCUGUGUUUGGAAUCCCUUUGGCAGAUGCUGCCGAAAGGACCAUGUUGUAUGAUGGCAUACGUUUGCCUGCAGUUUUUCGGGAAUGUAUUGAUUAUGUAGAGAAAUAUGGCAUGAAAUGUGAAGGCAUCUACAGAGUUUCAGGAAUUAAAUCCAAGGUGGAUGAACUAAAAGCAGCAUAUGACCGAGAAGAAUCCCCCAACCUGGAGGAGUAUGAGCCCAACACUGUUGCCAGCUUGUUGAAACAAUACCUGCGUGAACUGCCUGAGAACUUGCUUACCAAAGAGCUGAUGCCUCGCUUUGAAGAUGCCUGUGGCAAGAGUUUGGAGGCUGAGAAACUGCAGGAGUGUCAGCGUCUCCUGAAAGAGCUGCCAGAGUGCAACUUUCUCCUGAUCUCCUGGCUGAUUGUGCAUAUGGACCAUGUAAUUGCAAAGGAGCUGGAAACAAAAAUGAAUAUCCAGAACAUUUCCAUCGUACUCAGUCCAACUGUUCAGAUCAGCAACCGUGUCUUGUACAUGUUUUUCACUCAUGUCCAAGAAUUUUUUGGAAAUGUGGUUUUAAAGCCAGUAACAAAACCACUUCGCUGGUCCAACAUGGCUACAAUGCCAGCAUUGCCUGAAACCCCAGAAAGCAUCAAAGAAGAAAUUAGAAGACAGGAGUUCCUUUUGAAUUGUUUGCACCGAGACCUACAGGUGGGGAUCAAAGAUUUAUCCAAAGAGGAGAGAUUAUGGGAAGUGCAACGAAUUUUGACUGCACUCAAAAGGAAACUAAGGGAAGCUAAAAGACAAGAGUGCGAAACAAAGAUUGCACGAGAGAUUGCCAGCCUUUCAAAGGAAGAUGUUUCCAAAGAGGAAAUGAAUGAGAAUGAAGAAGUUAUUAAUAUUCUUCUCGCUCAGGAGAAUGAGAUUUUGACAGAACAAGAAGAGCUGAUAGCAAUGGAACAGUUUCUGCGUCGACAAAUUGCCUCUGAGAAGGAGGAGAUAGAUCGCCUCAGAGCUGAAAUAGCAGAAAUGCAAAGUCGCCAGCAUGGUCGAAGUGAAACUGAAGAAUAUUCUUCUGAGAGUGAGAGUGAGAGUGAAGAUGAGGAGGAACUGCAGAUAAUCUUGGAAGAUUUGCAAAGGCAGAAUGAAGAACUAGAGAUUAAGAACAACCAUCUGAACCAAGCGAUUCAUGAGGAGCGAGAGGCCAUCAUUGAAUUGCGAGUGCAGCUUCGGCUCUUGCAGAUGCAGAGAGCCAAAUCAGAGCAGCAGGUGCAGGAAGAAGAGGAGCUUGAGAAACGGGGGAGUGUGUCUCAGCCACUGCCGCAGCCGCCAAGAGAUGUUGUCCCAGAGACAAAGGCAGCAAAAGAGCAGCCAAAGGCAAUCAAGGAGCCUGUGAAGCCAUCGCCAAGCAAGGACAGAAAGGAAACACCAAUUUAAUUGGAUUCCUGAGGUAUUCAAGAUAUUACCUGGGUGGAGCCAGGACUGUGCAGCUUACUGUAAAUUUGAGGCUUUGUAUAUUCUGUAAAUAUUUCUGUCUUUUACAACCUGGAGUCAUUUUGUCUCCUUACUUGUGGCUUCUGCCUAUCAGGCUCAGGUUACUUAGAAAGACAAAGCAAAUUGAAAUGAGGCAGAAGGGUAUGCAGCACAGCAGUUAUAUAGCCAUGUCAGACACUCUUCAGGUGACCUUUAAUGAUUUAACAAUGUUAGUGACUCACUCUGGAGCAGUUGUGGAAAUUCUCUCAGGCAUUAUCUGCUCAGGGCUGCUUCACACAUGGUUUUUCACUGUGUAGAUGUGGUGGAAAAUGCAUUCCCAGCCUUGUACUUAACAACUCAUCCGGUAGCCAUUGGUAACUCGGAAUUCCCACAAGGCAAGUAAAUGACCUUGCCAGGGAGGAAGGAAAGGAUGGACGGAGCAAGCACUUUGUCCCUUCUCUGCAUUGUGCCCAUGGUAUCUAUGCAGGAUGGAUAGCCUCUUCCUCCAAGCCCAGUGUGGAAGGCAAACAGGCUUGUGAAGAACAGGUCACUGUUUCUUUCCUCUUCCUGUACAUGCCAUAGAAAGCUUUUUAAAAGAUUAGACAUUAAAAGGCUAGUAUCCUGCAUUUUUAUGCUGGCAGCAUUGAAGGAAUGUUCUGUCUCUCUCAAGUCAGCAUGGAAUGCAGGUUGCUAAGCUCUUUGCCUUUUGUGGGCUACCCUACAAGGCUGUACAUAUUCAUGAUGUGCAGACUGUGAUAGUGUGCAGAUUUUUCAGUGUGCACACAAAGUGGCUGCACUUUCAGCACCAGAAUCAGAAUGUAUGUACCUAUGAUCUGCCAUGGUCAUUUUUCCCUUGUAUAGGUAAAACAUCAUAUGUGUAGUAGUUAGUGGCUAAGGAUUGGGAGCUCCUGAUCAUACUUAUAUGGCCUGCAUUGGGAAUUUCUUGUUCGUUGUUAUUUCUGCUUUUAUUCACCUUUAUUUGUGCCUUUUGGUAACAGAGGAGCUUUAUAAAAUAGAAUUAUCAUGAGAAUUAAAUGUAACCUGAACAGGGGGGCAGGAUGUUUCUUCAAGUGCAAAAUAUGUUCUUUCUCAUUUGGCAUUUUAAAGCUCUGUGAAAUGUUAUGUAAAACUAAGCUGAAGAGCUUGGUAGGUGUAUCCCUAUAAAUGAAAGCGGUCCACAAGUAGCUGUUGAACUUUGGCAGUGCACUUAAUUAUAGGAGUGAUUAACUGGAGGAUGUCAAUUAAUUGUCAGUGAAAUUAUAAGCACUGUAUAAGUAUAUAGCAGACAGUUCCUUCAUGUGUUUAUCUUUUAAAAAAAUGUCAAUAAUCUAAAAAAACCCUAUAGGGACACCAAGCCUGGGACAUGGUUGGAGAUUAUCUUUGCUCCACCGAGUUUUUAAGGUGCCACCAGAUUUCCAGAGUCCAGUAGCGCUCAGUUUCCCAUCCAAACUUGGAGCUAAAGUGAUUGGUGGGACAUCGUGACCUGUCAUUGCAACAUGUAUUGCUGAGGAACAUGGAAGUUCUGGAAGAGCACCUCAGGAUAGCUCCAGAAGUUUCACUGUGCUUUGACACAUUUGGGAUGCCUAAGGUGCAGCAGAGGAAAAGGAAUGGUUGGCCAGUUCCACUCACAGUACUUCCUAGGCCUUGUUGAGUGUGGUUGCUGGGACAAGUGGCCACCUGCAAGCCCAGGAGGAAAGUUGUGGCUUGCUAUGCUUUCUAAGCAGCAGAGGGACACUACGCUGGAAGCCGUGAUGGAAGUGAGGGAGGAGUGUGCCAGAAGGAAACAAUGGCGCGCUCUCCCUACGGCGUGUGCCCUGUGCCGCUGCUGCCGUGCCUCCGCAGGCAUAAGCCCCAUUCAUUUGAAUGGGGCUUGAGCAUCCACGUUUUUUCCUUUACGCAGGGGAUCCGGAACAGAUCCCCUGCGUAAGGGAAGGGCAGACUGUAUUUCCGAAUUUCUAAAUGAUUAAACAUAGAGGACCAUGAUGGACACAAUAUAUCGACCCUGAGCAGGUAAUAUAGAUUUCUGUAUACAGAAGUUCAAGCUAUUGGGGUAGUCUAAAAAGAAAAAAAAAAAAACUGAGCCAAGGAUUCCUGAGCAGGUUUCAGCUUCCUUGUGCUUAGUGUUCCUCUUGUAAUUUGUCUUUCCGAGACGGCCAUUUUUAAAUACUUAAGACUCACUGAAAUGGCCGUCUCAGUAAUGAUGAACAGAAUUUCACAGGGUGCUUAUAGAUUAUUUAGUUUCUAGUCUGCAUAUUUAUUUGUUGGUGGGGUUAUUUUCUUUGCCUGUUGCACUGUGGGAAAUCAUUGGCCGUGAUUUAAUUUUUGUACAAAUAAUGCUUUGAGAAGCUACAGAGAACAGCCUAUUGUUUUGUUUUGAAUCUUGAAGAAAAUGAAUUACGGAGAUGGUCAGAUGACAGUUUGUAUGCAUAAAGCAUUUUCUUGGCCUGUUACAUACAUUUUAUAUAUUCUGGCAGUAUUUAAACCUUUUUGUUUUAAAUUCCCACUAAUUUCUAUUAAAUUGUUCAACAUUUAUGUAAUCAAUGUUCAUCAAGCAAGUCACUUGCUGUCAGUUAACUUCUGUUUUGUCAAGACCAUGUUAAUCAAGUAAAUAAAUUCAACAGCCAUCUA
This is a messenger RNA of Sceloporus undulatus (fence lizard), 4869 nucleotides long. It is a transcript of the gene RALBP1, whose product is annotated as ralA binding protein 1. Lineage: Eukaryota; Metazoa; Chordata; Lepidosauria; Squamata; Phrynosomatidae. The coding region runs from base 229 to 2205 and encodes 658 amino acids. Gene Ontology annotation, cellular component: membrane. The record is from RefSeq and is a predicted model, not a curated record. Gene Ontology annotation, biological process: positive regulation of GTPase activity; small GTPase-mediated signal transduction; endocytosis. Gene Ontology annotation, molecular function: small GTPase binding; GTPase activator activity. The transcript has 10 exons.